AGAGAAAGUCACGAAAAACGAACCUGUCCAUGCUUUACAGGUUCCCUUGCUCCUCGCCCCAGACGAAUCCGUCCAAUGUCGACGAGUAUUCCUCCCUUGCCAAAGGAUCUCUUUAUACAAUGGAUUGAGCAGGGACUCUCCAAAGGUUAUGUACGCCAUGUCGCUCGUACAUUAGACGGUGCCGCUUAUUUGACCGACGCUUACAUACAAGAUACCAUUCUUUGUCAUGCACAGGAACAAGGUUUUUGUCUUAGCAUGAUCAGCCUUUACUUUUUUUUUCAUGACAGGGAAAAAACUUAUAAGGUGGUUCAUCUCUGUUAGGCAAAAUAUCGGUGGCGACAGUCGCCAACUUAUUAAAUGUCGACCAGGAAACCGUGUAUCAUCAAUUGAGCAUGUUGACUACAGUCACAACAGUAGAAGAUUCCAUAUUAACCGACUCAUAUAUCAAGAAAAUCACCGAUGAUAUGGAAAAAGAGAUCGAUACUACAGGUCAUAUCUCCUUGUUGGCCCAAGCGCAGCAUUACAGUCUACCCUAUGCUUUUGUACAAAAGCUUUUAGAUCCAUUACUUGCGCACACCAAAUAUGUGAAGUAUUCUCAGCUGCCGGAUUUAAUCCUAACCAAGGAGUAUGUGAACGAGCAGUCAACAAAGAUCAAAGGCGUUCUUUAUGCAGCACAAGAAGUACUGGCCAUGACGUCGCUUCAACGAACGCUUGAUAUAGGGGAAUCGUUGUUCUAUGUUCUGUUGGAACAGCUCACAGCCGUUCCUGGCAUAUUUCGCGGUCGUCGUGAGCGUGCUAAAUUUGAACCUUACGUCUAUCGUGACCGUCAACUAUCGCUCAUCACUUCUUUGCUGGAAGCAAGCAGAUAUAUUGAAUAUGCUACCGUGGAACAACUGUAUAGUUAUGGGAAUACCAAAGAGGUGCUAAAAAAACACUGCCCGUCUGUCGUGUUACUGGAGACCUGUGCUGUCACCGAGUCACUGGUGGAACAAGUUCAGGAGUCGCUAAACGAGGUUCGCGUAUCCCAAUCAUGGAUGGAUGCUUCCGAACUCGUCCCGUCGGCAUUGACAGCAGCCGAUAUCUUGGCUCUACUUGAAAUGAUUGUUUCUCGCGACAAACCGCCUGCAUCGCCCAACAACAAGCUGUUGAUCUUGGAAUUGCGCUAUGUCACAACGAUGAAUUAUUUGUCCAGCCUGGUUGAGAUGUCGCAAGAGUUUUUGAAUCGACGCGCGCUGUCGGAACUCCAGACGCAAAAGAAUAUGCACAGUAACAGGGGCAAGAAAAGAGUGAAUGAUGUUGAAUUGACGCUCCCACAGAUUGCGGAGUAUCUGCAAGCACAAGGAGGCUUACCUGAACCACUGGCAACAGCGGUCGCUGUGAAAAUUAAACGAAAGAUGUGCGAAGCACUGUGUCGUGCUAUGCAAGGCGUUUAUUUACCAGGCGUGAUGAACGAUGAACCCGGCCAUUCGCCGUCUGAUUCGCCGCUGCUGCAAGAUCGACGACUGCAACAACAGCUGGAAAAAGAAAUCGCUGCCACCGAGUACUUGCAGCGCAAAUUAUACUUUACAGCUCAAGCCAUUGCCCUGUUUCAAGAGAAUUCGCGUAAAAGUCUGGAAAAGUUCCUUUUUCGACAACUGUGCUCCGAGUACAUGUACCAUCUACUAACAAUCAAAGUGCUUCAAAGUGCCGACAAUGUGACUCGGGUGCUUUCCAUCAUGGGAAUCACUCAAGCCGAUCUGGAAGAUGCCGGUCGAUUGCACGACGAUCGUCGAAAAGAAAUAACAGCCGCACUUAUCAAGAGCGACUAUGAUGAUGAAAACGGGGCGCUCCAACGUCUUUACGAAGCCAAAAAAUCCGACGUUUACAUUGACUAUAUCGAAUCGCACCUACCGGCUUAUCUGACUUUUGAUGCAGUCAAGGAUGCUAAAUUUGCCAAUGAAGAGACUCAGGUCGCUUUAGGGGAUCAGCUCGCUUCGACUGCGCCGACCCCGGCCACGGCGCCUUUGAUCUUGCAUUUGACAAGUUUGCUUUGCUUUCAAUCGCUCCAUGACCUACCACUCCAUGUGUCCGGCAAGUAUGUGCCACACAUACUGAAACUAAUUACUGCGGAAUUGCCAUCCGAACAAGCGACCCUCUUGACGCAAGCCCAAGACAUGAUCAUGGCCCAUAUUAAAUCGGGAGAAGCAAUCAAUGUGAAUAUAUUGAACAAUGUGUAUGAUUUAGGGAAUGCCAUGCUAGAGAAAAUAAAAGCGAGAAUACAAAUGAUUUGAAAAAAAAAGA
Molecule: messenger RNA, 2280 nt
Organism: Radiomyces spectabilis
Lineage: Eukaryota; Fungi; Mucoromycota; Mucoromycetes; Mucorales; Radiomycetaceae
Exons: 11
Coding region: 393-2270 (625 amino acids)
Biological process (GO): regulation of proteasomal ubiquitin-dependent protein catabolic process; protein K69-linked ufmylation; response to endoplasmic reticulum stress
Cellular component (GO): endoplasmic reticulum membrane
Molecular function (GO): UFM1 ligase activity
Source: RefSeq, a predicted model, not a curated record